AUGUCUAUUAAAACCGUUGCCAUCGCAGGAGGCUCAGGCUCACUGGGAGGCCCUAUCAUCAAAGAUCUCGUCUCAUCUGGAUUCGAAGUUACAGCGCUGAUCCGGCUUGAAUCCGCAAGCAAACCCACAUCUUUCCCUUCCGCCGUCAAGCAAGUGACCGUGGACUAUGAAUCCCAUGACAGCUUAGUUUCCGCUCUGCAAGGCAUUGACGCCGUGGUUUCACUUCUCAAUGGGCGUGGACUCGACUUCCAGCCUGCCAUUUUGGAUGCAUGUAUCGAGGCUGGCGUAUCCCGCUUCCUGCCUAGCGAGUUUGGCGCCAACACGGAUGUCCCGCGCACAGCCGGGAUCCCAAUUUUCCAGGGUAAAGUGGCAUUUCAAGAGUCGUUGAAGGAAAAGGUGGCCCAGCACCCAGGGCUAUCGUAUUCGUUAAUUUUUCACGGUCCACUUUUUGACUUCUGCCUGGCUGGAGGCUUGUUUUGCGAUAAUCAAAAUAAGCAUAUGGUCCUCUAUGACGGUGGAAACAACCGGUUCUCGACGACCUGUUUAUCUGACCUCGGAACGGUGGUCGUCGGCGUACUCACACACCCGGAAGAGACGAAGAAUCGGGUCAUUUGCGUGGAAGGUGCCAAUCUGACUCAAAGGGAGCUCCUGGCUAUUAUUGAAAAGGUUACGGGGACUAAAUGGACGACGGAAGAUGCGAAAAUUAUCGACCUGGAGAAGGCCAUGCAAGCCGAGCUUGCGCGGGAAGAGCCAAACCCAGCUGUCUUCAUUCCGGGAUUUUUGAAGGUUUAUAUCUAUGGCGGGCCAGCUUAUGGUCCAAAUCUGCGUGAGAGCGCGCCAACAAUCGAUAAUGAUAUCGUUGGCUUAAGGGCCUAUACGCAGGAGAAGUUGGAGGAGAAGAUCAAGGCUAUACUUGGUUAA
Penicillium macrosclerotiorum is the source of this 921-nucleotide messenger RNA. Its product is annotated as aromatic alcohol reductase. Bases 1 to 921 code for a protein of 306 amino acids. Gene Ontology annotation, molecular function: oxidoreductase activity. NCBI's taxonomy places the organism in Eukaryota, Fungi, Ascomycota, Eurotiomycetes, Eurotiales, Aspergillaceae. The record is from RefSeq and is a predicted model, not a curated record. The transcript has a single exon.